Fomitopsis serialis is the source of this 798-nucleotide messenger RNA. RefSeq names its product anticodon-binding protein. The transcript has 5 exons. Gene Ontology annotation, biological process: rRNA processing. Lineage: Eukaryota; Fungi; Basidiomycota; Agaricomycetes; Polyporales; Fomitopsidaceae. Gene Ontology annotation, cellular component: nucleolus; small-subunit processome; Mpp10 complex. The coding region runs from base 1 to 798 and encodes 265 amino acids. The record is from RefSeq and is a predicted model, not a curated record. Gene Ontology annotation, molecular function: rRNA primary transcript binding; snoRNA binding.
AUGAGGAAGCAUGCACAAAGUUUGGGGAAGGACCUAGCGUUCGAUGAGGCUCAGGCUGACCCGACGACGCAUAUCGAUAAUGAGUACUCAAUGGCUGGGAUUCAAGACCCUAAAAUCAUCGUCACGACGUCUCGCGACCCGAGCUCGAAGUUGCAGCAGUUCGCAAAGGAGAUGCGGCUCGUAUUCCCGAACUCGCAUCGAGUGAACCGAGGAAACUAUGUUAUGAAGGAGCUCGCGGAGGCGUGCAGAGCCAACGACGUUACGGACCUCGUCAUUCUGCAUGAGCAUCGCGGUACCCCAGAUGCGAUGAUUGUCUCCCACCUUCCCCAUGGGCCCACUGUAUUCUUUACGCUACACAACGUCCAGCUCCGGCACGAUAUCAGCACCUACAAGGAGUCCACCGUCUCUGAGCAAUACCCUCACCUCAUCUUCGAAAACUUCAGCUCACAGCUGGGCGAGCGCAUACGGGACGUCCUCAAGCAUCUCUUUCCGGUACCGAAGGAAGACAGCAAGCGGGUGAUGACGUUUUCAAAUGAUGACGAUUAUUUCCUUCCGGCAUCAUGUCUUCGUCAAAUCCCGCCACGCCAAGUGCAGCUCGCGGAGGUUGGCCCGCGGUUCGAGAUGAAACCGUACGAGAUCCGACAAGGCACGAUCGAGCAGACGGAGGCAGAACGCGAAUGGGUUCUCGCACAUUACUCGAGAACAGCAAAAAAGCGGUCAUUGCUGACUGGCCUUCACGCCGUUGACCAGGGCAGAGGAUUCGGAGCAGCCCAAAAAGAAAGCGCGUCGAUAGUUUGA